AGGGGAAAUUUGGGUUAAAAAAGGGGAAAAUGGGUUAAAAAAGGGAAAAUGGCUUCAAGAGGAGUCAAAAAAUGAGUUGAAAAGUAACUGAAGGGGGAAAUGGGUCCAAAAAUAGCGCAAAUUGAUAAAUAAAAGGGGGGAAAUUGGGUCCAAAAAGGGGGAAAAUGGGUCCAAAGUACUUAAAAGGUUCAAAAAAAGGCGGGAAAGGAGGAGAAAAAGGCGGGAAAAGCUCUUUGCGUAGAGUGCGCAUGCGCAAAGCUACGUUAAGGCGAUCCCUAUGGGUUCGCUGCGCUAUUGGCGUAGCGCUGCGCUGAUGGCGAAGAACCCCCUUUUGGGUGUUGCCCUCUACGCACGCGCAAAGCCCCAUAAAAGGCACUGUCCGCUGCACCGCUGCGCAAUUGGCGUAGCGGCACGCCUUUUUCCCCCCUUAGCGCUCGCUACGCCGUUGGCGUAGCGGCAUCGGCGCAUGCGCAGAGCGCUCUCCGGGCAAUGGCGGCGCCGGCGGAGCCUGAGGAGGCGCUGAGGCGGCUCGAGGAGCUGCUCACGGAGCUCUUCCGCUUCCGGGAUGGACUUCCCGCCCCCAAAGAGAGCGGAAGUGAGGCCGGAAGUGACGCGUUGGAGGAGGAGAUGGAGAAGACUCUGAAGUUGAUGGAGGAGGUGGAAGUGUCCCCACAGGGGUCGAGCGAGGGCUUUGGUGCUUCGGGCUCGAGCUCUGGCGUUUGCGAAGCUGGAGCUUCGCGUGCCGAAGAAGCUUUGAGCCGAGCGUAUGGGUCCCUAUGGUCCCUAUGGGUCCCUGUGGGCUCUAUGGGUCGCCGUGGGUCACGGUGGCUCACGGUACAGGGCGAGGACGCCGAGGCGCACCGCCUGCUCUCCAUGGCUCUCCGAGCCGGCGCUACGGGCGCUGAGCCGGGGCCGUUACGCGAGAGCCUGGCCCAGGCCGAGGCCGCCGUGCGCUGUGACCCCACCGACGGGCGCUCCUGGUACGUUCUCGGCAAUGCCUACGUCGCUCUCUUCUUCGCCGUGGGGCAGAGCCCAGACCUGGCCCGGCGAGCGCUGGCCGCCUACGCGCAGGCCGAGCGUGUGGAUCCAGAAGCUUCCAAGAAUCCAGAUCUGCACCUGAACCGCGCCACGCUCCUGCAGUACGAGGAGCGCUGGGCGCAGGCGUUGGACGGCUUCGCGACGGCCUCGGCGCUGGCUCCGCAAUGGCCGGAGCCGCGGAAACGCCGGGCACAGCUCCUCGACUUCCUGGGGCGUCUCUGCCAGGGGCUGCGGGCGGUGUCCCCCCAGAGCCGCUCCCGCCGCCGUCGCCCCCCUCUGUCCCCCCCUCGCUGUCCCCCCGGUGCUGCUCUGUCCCCGCUGGCGGCUCUCCAGCCCGGCCCCAACGCUCGGCGCCUCCUCGGCGGACGCGUCCUCUUCUGCCUCCGCCCCGACGGCGGCGUCCCCGUGGCUCUGGGGUUGAUGGACGCUUCGGGUUCCGUCGCCGCCGUCACCGUUUACAACGCGGCUCCGAACUGGGGAGCGUCGAUGGGCGACAGCAUCGCCGUCACCGACCCCGUCCUGAGCCACCAGCACGUCCUGCACCAGGGACAGACGUUCUCCUUCGCCGCCGUCCGAGCGCCGUCGCCGCUGUCUCUGCUCCUCAACGGGCGCCGCCCGCCCCCCCCCGCCCUGGCGCCCCCCACCCUCGCCCUCUCCGCCCCCCCCGAGCCUUAAUUAGCGCCAAUUAACACUCAUUAACCCUCAUUAACCCUCAUUAACCCUCAUUAACCCUCAUUAACGCUCAUUAACGCUCAUUAACGCCAAUGAACCUUCGCCCCUUCCUCCCGGCGGCGCUCGAAGGGUUAAAAGCGGCGCCCGAAAGGGGUUCAUUAGGGGUUAAUGAAGCUAAUUAGGGCUUAAUGGAGCCAAUUAGGGGUUAAUGAAGGUAAUUAGGGGUUAAUGGAGCCAAUUAGGGGUUAAUGAAGGUAAUUAGGGGUUAAUUAGGGGCCCCGAAAGGGUUAAUCGGUGGUUUCCAAGAGGUUCAAAAGGGGUCGUUGGGGACCACAAAGGGUUAAUUAGUGGGAAGGGGGUUAAUUAGGGCCACUGAAGGGGUUAAUUAGGACCCAGAGGGGUUAAUUA
Messenger RNA from Cuculus canorus (common cuckoo), 2118 nucleotides. It is a transcript of the gene TTC5, whose product is annotated as tetratricopeptide repeat domain 5. The record is from RefSeq and is a predicted model, not a curated record. NCBI's taxonomy places the organism in Eukaryota, Metazoa, Chordata, Aves, Cuculiformes, Cuculidae. Bases 490 to 1713 code for a protein of 407 amino acids. Gene Ontology annotation, molecular function: protein binding. The transcript is spliced from 10 exons.